AUGGACGACAACGCAGGGAAAAUCCAGGACACGCUCGUAAAUGAGCGCCUGGAGCAAUACGAUCAUAAAAAGAAGGAGACCGUGGUCAAGUGCCUCCAGUCUUGUGUCUCUUGGUUCCCGCCUGGGGGGAGGGCGUCUCUGAUCAGAGACAUUCUGAAAGCGGAUUCGGACGAAUUCCUCUAUGACGUUUACGACACUCUGAUGACGGGUCUUCUUAUCCCGAUGAAGGAGACAUGUAGACAGGCGUCUGUCUUUGCUUCUCCCCAUUCCAAGCGAGAAGCAAAUGUGGAUUUGGUUGCAUCAACGAUCGCUGAACCGCAAUACCGGAGUACGACAUUCCGUGACACUUUGUUAAAGAGGGACGAUUAUCGUUGCGUUGUAUCUGGGCAUGUAGACCCCGACUAUUACGAGCAGAUGGGACUGCCGGAGGAUGUUCUUAAUUCCGAUCUCGAAGGGGCUCAUAUCAUCCCAUUCUCGUAUGCAUCCUGGAGAGGGGAGGGUGUACCAGACGACGCUCCCAAAGUUUGGGAGGUGUUAUUUCGUUGCUUUCCGGAGGUGAGAGGGUCUACUCUCGAAGUCGAUACAAUCAACUCGCCAGAGAAUGGUCUCACCCUGACGGUGAAUCUUCAUCGUGCGUUCGGGAGAUUUAAGAUCGCCUUCAAGGCAACGGGUAUCAAGGACCAGUAUGAGAUCAAGUCAUACAAACGUCUGAACUCUGUCGAACUUUCGAUGAUACCAAAAAAUCGGUUAGUCACUUUCAGACAAGCGGAAGGCCACAAGGACAUACCGUUGCCAAACCCAAUACUUUUGGAUUGCCACUAUCGCAUCGCCGAGAUUCUUGAUGCUAGCGGCCUUAGAGAAGUGAUUGAGAGAAGUCUCGAUUACUGGGACCAAAUACGACGGGAUCCGCAAGCAGGGCAACUGAGAGAAGAUGGAUCAACCCACCUAACCAACUACUUGGAAGCCGCCUUCUGGUGGGACGUGGGCACAUAG
Aspergillus ibericus CBS 121593 is the source of this 993-nucleotide messenger RNA. Its product is annotated as HNH endonuclease signature motif containing protein. The record is from RefSeq and is a predicted model, not a curated record. The transcript has a single exon. Bases 1 to 993 code for a protein of 330 amino acids. NCBI's taxonomy places the organism in Eukaryota, Fungi, Ascomycota, Eurotiomycetes, Eurotiales, Aspergillaceae.